AUGAAGGCUCUUGAUCUGCAAAACAACUUGGCUGAAUUGAUAAAGGCGAAACAAUAUCCUUUCUCUGGUGGUGCUUUGUUGUUGAUGGAACACUCGCCAGUUUAUACAGUGGGAUUAAGAAGGAAAGAUUAUGGCCCAGAAUAUGAGGAAAAACUUAAGAAAUUAGGGGCCGAAUUUGUUUAUACAAAUCGUGGAGGCUUGGUUACAUUUCAUGGACCUGGACAGCUCAUUGCAUAUCCCAUCCUCAAUCUCAAAAUGUUCAAAGCAAGUAUGCGAUGGUAUGUGGAGAGUUUAGAGGAAGUUGUAAUCAGAUUAUGCUCCGAAUAUUCUCUUGGUUGUGGUAGAUCUCCACAUACCGGUGUUUGGAUAGGAAAUAAUAAACUGUGUGCAAUUGGUGUUCAUGGUUCUAAGUUUGUGACAACGCAUGGUCUAGCUUUGAACUGUUCUACUGACAUGUCUUGGUUUGAACAUAUAGUGCCUUGUGGUAUCGAGGGUAAAGGUGUGACAUCACUUUCUACAGAGUUAAACUGUAAUAUCACUCCAGAUGAUGUUAUUCCUAGGUUUCUCAAAUGCUUUCAGAAUCAUUUCAAUUGUGAAUUGGUUGAACACGAGGGAAAAGAUUAUCAACAAUCAAUCGUUUAA
Molecule: messenger RNA, 642 nt
Organism: Nezara viridula (southern green stink bug)
Lineage: Eukaryota; Metazoa; Arthropoda; Insecta; Hemiptera; Pentatomidae
Source: the annotation of a GenBank genome assembly